GUCGGCUUUUCAUCAAAAAAGCUGGAAAAGUGUAACGUAAACAUAAAUGAUCAUUGAUCAUUGAUCUACGGUUCCAACUCAGUGUUUUACGAGUAAUAUUUUAAUUAAUCUCCGUUUUAAUAGUUUUAAUGUGCUUGUGGGAGUACAGAUAUCUUGAAAAAAAAAGAACGACGGUACCGGAUAGAUAACUCAAGCCGAUCAAGUAGUCCUGAUGUUCUGAAAAUGGAUGUAAAAAUAUCUCUUGAAUUGAACCUUUUUAUCAAUUUAUGAUUUUUGGGAUUUAUUUUAUGAUCUAAUUGAUGAGAUAUGUUUUCGGCGACGUGAAAAAUUACAUGGUUAUGAUCUAUUGGGUUCUGUUCAGAGUAUCAAUUUCAGCGACUGAUAAGUUUCCAAAGCAGAAACGAUGAUACCUCUGGUUCAAAGAGACACGAACACCAACAACUCGUACGGCAUAAAGGCCCGCAUCGAAGAUAAAGUUAAAGGCUGGAUCAAGUUAAUCUUCUCCGAUCGGAAUUCCCGUAAUUUAUUUCUCUUUCUGAUACUGAACUUAUCAUUCGCAUUUGUCGAACUUCUGUAUGGUGUAUGGACCAACAGUUUAGGCUUGAUAUCAGACUCCUUCCAUAUGUUCUUCGAUUGUACCGGAUUACUCGCUGGAUUAGUAGCAUCUGUUAUAUCAAAAUGGAAACCCGACGAUAAAUUUUCUUACGGUUACGUCCGAGCUGAAAUAUUAGCUGGGUUCGUGAACGGUCUGUUUUUAUUAUUCAUCGCAUUUUUCAUAUGCUCCGAAGCUGUGGAAAGGUUCAUCGAACCACCGGAAGUGAAACACGAACGUCUAUUUGUUGUUUCUGUGUUAGGAUUGUUAGUUAAUUUAGUCGGUAUUUACGCAUUCCAACAUGGGCACCCGGGAGGCCACUGCUCGCACGGCGGCCACUCGCAUGGUGGUCAUUCUCACUCUCAUUCGCAUGGAAAUCAUAGCCACAGCCAUAGUAAUAACGUCGGCGGGCACAGUCAUCAUCAUCAUCACCGAGAGAAUGAAAUUUCUUCCGCUGGAAAUUCUCAUCUUAUGAAGGGAGUCUUUCUGCAUAUUUUGGCAGACACUCUGGGUAGUGUAGGCGUAAUCAUAUCGGCUAUAUUAAUGUACGCUUUCGGUUGGAUGCGAGCUGAUCCGAUUUGCUCGAUGUUUAUAUCAAUACUGAUUGCUAUCAGUGUCCUCAGCCUGAUCUCCGAUUCAUUACUUAUCUUGAUGCAAAGGCAGCCUAAAGAACUGGACGAAGUAUUACCACGUUGUUACCAAAAGGUUAUGCAAUUGACGGGGGUGUACAGUAUACAAGAACCUCAUUUUUGGACUUUGAGUAGCGGCGUUUUCGUUGGCGCUUUGAAACUGGAAGUUUCCAAAGCUGCAGAUUUGAAAUACGUGGUCAGCCACACGCAUAUGAUAUUCAACUCCGUCGGAGUUAAAAAUUUGUACGUUCAGUUGGACUACACUAAUAUGUAAUUAUUGUUCAUUGAUUUUAUUAAAUGCGUAAAAAAUUUCAAAAUACAUUUAUACGCUCCAUGUUUUACGAAUUGUUAACAAAAUGUUGUGAUAAGGAGUUUUUUUUUUCGUCUUGAAAAUGUUGAUAGUUGAAUACCGAUUUCUAUGUGCUUAUAUUUCUUUUUUUUGUACGUAAAUAAAAUAUACAUAAAUUGUUAUUAA
Molecule: messenger RNA, 1696 nt
Organism: Planococcus citri (citrus mealybug)
Lineage: Eukaryota; Metazoa; Arthropoda; Insecta; Hemiptera; Pseudococcidae
Gene: ZnT86D
Product: zinc transporter 86D
Exons: 2
Coding region: 404-1495 (363 amino acids)
Biological process (GO): intracellular zinc ion homeostasis; zinc ion import into Golgi lumen
Cellular component (GO): membrane; Golgi apparatus; cytoplasmic vesicle
Molecular function (GO): zinc ion transmembrane transporter activity
Source: RefSeq, a predicted model, not a curated record